UAGCACUGCAGCGCUGGUUGCGGCUCCUGGAACCCUAAAGAUACAGUACCCUCGUCCCUUCUUGCUCCGCUCAGCUCUAUCCCUCAUAGCGGCGAUGACCGCUCGUCGCGUGGACACCUCGAGACUGCUCCGCCUAGCGUUACAGCUUCGCCUGCUGCCACGUGGCGCACAACAGCCUGUCCCCUUCCCGCUCCCACGUAGCACCGGUAGCCAGAACCAUAAUCAGUGCGAUACGCGUUCUGAAGCGCUCAGCGGUCCUCCAGUCUCCAGCCAGCGCGACAAUCUGUUUGCUCCGCUCAAAGCACCUCCGCUUCCCAGUCAGCGCUCGAGACUCUUCACCAGCAUCAGCAGCAGCAGCAAUGGCAGUAGCUGUAGCGGGAGAGGAAACAAUGGGGGCGGACAGCAGCAGCACCGAGAGCAGCAGCAGCAGGAGCGGCAGGGCGAGGCGCGAGAGCAGGCGCGCGAGCAGGCGCGAGAGUGGACAUUGAAAGACGCCUUACGGCAGCUGUACAAGCGAGUGCACCCCGAUACACUCCACAACCACCCGCACGAACGAGCGGCCAACGAGCGCUCGUUCCAGCUGCUACAGGAGUACCUGGCAGUGGCGCACAUCACAGGGGCUGGCAGCAGGGCCAGCGGUGCCAGUGCUGGGGGGGCGGCGGCAGCAGCAGCAGCAGCAGCGCGCCGGUCCUUUGAGUUUGAGUUCUUUAUCCGGGAAGAAAUCAGCAGCAGCAGGAGGAGUGGUGUUAACACCACCGCCAGCAGCAGCAGCGGCAGCGGCAAUGGCAGUGGCAGAGGGAGCGGCAUCGGCAGUGCAACGGUUCUAUUCCGGCACGUCACUAUGGCCCUCCCUCCCCCUCAGCGCCCGCGUGUGAUGGGCGGGUCCAUCCCUCUGCGCACGCGCAUGGCUCUCUCGCAGCUCCUCGACGCCUGUGGCCUUCCGCCCCACCUCACCAACACCCUCGCCUCUGCCACUGCCAGUGCCGGUGCUGGUGGUGCUGGUGCUGGUGCUGGCGGUAUGGGUGGUGGUGAGGGUGUGCGGCUGUCGGAGGUGUUGGUAGAAGCUGCUGAGAUCCAGAGGCAGUGUGAGGCAGGCUGGACGGAUGGAGGGGCUUGGAAUGGGGCGCCUGAUAGUCACAGCAGUUUCAGCAGCAGCAGCAGCGGCGGCGGCGGCGGCGGCAGAGGCAGCAGCAGCAGCAGCAGAGUGAGCAGUUUGGUUCGGGACCGGGCUAUGAUGGUCCACGUGCUGCGGAUGGUGCGAGGCGUCACUGUUCACUUCGACCAAUCACAAUACCACGCAUCGCCACCAUCACCAGCAGCAGCAGGUGCCUCUUCUUUGGGUUCCUUAGACCCCCAAUACCAGGAGGUGCUACUGCUGGAGCAGCUCAUUAAAGCCCUUGACCGCACCCCCGACACCAACCUGUCGGGGAGCCAAGUCGUGAUAGGAGCGGGCCGGUACAGGAUCGACUCCCAGGGCCGGGUGUGGCUGAAGCAGGGCGACGAACUGGGGAGAUGGGCGGAGUGGCUAGCAAGGGUAGAUACAGAGGUGAUCCAGAAGAAGAGGGAGUGGGCGCUGGAGCGGCGUGUGAAAGAGAGAGCAGCGGCGUGCGGCAUGGAGGUGGAAAUGGUGUUUACGGAUGCGCUCACGGCGGAGGGGCAGGCAUGCGCGUAUGAUGGGUUUUUGCAGCGGAUGGUAGAGCAGGCGGAGGAGCAUGGGGCUGUGUGCGGCGGCCGGCUUUUUGAGCUGCCCGUGCGUGUUGUCGGGCAGCCGGAGGGCCAGAUUGACGCAGGAGAGAGAGGAGGAGGAGGAGGGGAAGGAGGGGGAAGAGCAGGAGGAGAAUGGCUUCUGGAUGGAGGGGGGCUGCCUUUCUGGAGUGGAGAUCGGUUCCACCAUCAAGACCCCACCUUCUCAGCUUCGUUCUCCUCCUCUUCGUCUGCUUCUCACACUCCCCGCGCCGCCCUCCACCCUCUAGAAUUCACCAUAGACCGCUGCUUCGGCUACGCAGCAGUACCUAUCACAGCCACAGGCAGGCAAGUGUAUGAGUUCCUAUCCCGGGCGGGCGCGGACGCUAUGGCCAUCCGACGGCUAGCGAGAGAGGAGGAACGCAGGCUUGAGCAGCUGAGAGCAGAGGUGCGGCAGCGGUUGAAGCUGCGGCGGCUGGCGGUGGACGAGGCUCGGAUCACGAGGGAUCAAGCGGCGUCGGGGUUCCUGCGCUUGCUGAGGUUUGCGGCGAAGCUUGCGCCGUUGACGGAGGGCCUGUCGCUGUGUGUGUCCGAUGCGCACCGCCUGCCCCUGCCGCAUGGGGGGGAGUAUGCUCCUCCUUCUGCUGGGUAUACGGAUCGCUCGCAUGGUGCGGGCAGUGCUGGUCGUGCUGAUAGUGCUGCUGGUGCUGCUGGUUCUGGGAGGAAUGGGAGAGCGCGGGAGCAGGAGUGGGAGAGCAGCGGAGUGCCGUUUGUGCACGUGAAGUGGAACUUCAGCGCGGGCGAGCUGCACAAAGCAAACGCAGCAGCAGGUGCUUUCUGAAAGCGGGCGAAUUUUGAAAGGCUGGACGGAUGCGAUACGAACCGCACUGGAACAGAAGGCAGUGACACGAGCCAAGGAACGAGAGGACGAGGGGACUAGAGUUUGAGAGGACAAUACAGCACCUAAUCCAAC
Molecule: messenger RNA, 2656 nt
Organism: Closterium sp. NIES-67
Lineage: Eukaryota; Viridiplantae; Streptophyta; Zygnematophyceae; Desmidiales; Closteriaceae
Source: the annotation of a GenBank genome assembly